AUGGAACACCCGGAAAAUGACUUGGGACACACCUCGAGCACCAGCUUAUCGAAUUGGAGUAGGCGGCGCCCCUGCGACCUUGAGUCUCCGGGCGUGGGUUUGGCAUAUAUAGUGCAGGGGCGUCGGGGCAGAGGCAGGCAGGCAGCAGUCGAGGACGAAAGUAGCAAUAUGAGAGUCUUGGUGCUUUUGGCUUUUGUGUUGGGGUGCAACGCGAAUCUGGUGUUGCUGCCGUACCCGGUGGCGCAGCAGUACCGCUCGCAGGGCCUGUUCGGACAGACCUCCUUCGGCCACUUCAGCUUCGACCAGAACCAGCAGCAGACCCGUCUCCCCGAUGGCACCGUCGUCGGAUAUUACUCCUACAUCGGCGCCGACGGCAAGCCCGCCGUCACCAUCUACGAGGCCGGCCGACAGGGCUUCCAAGUAAAGGGCUCCAACAUCCUGCCAGAAGCACCCGAGGCCCCCGCCCCCCCUGAGCUGAAAGCACCCGAGCCGGUGAGGGAGACGCCCGAGGUGGUCAAGGCGCGCGCCGAUUUCCAGCAGAAGUUCGACGAAGCCAUCAGCACCCGGAAGCGCCGCUCGGUGCAGAUCCCCUUGCCGUACUUCCACCCGGUCCCCACCGUAGCCAAGUCUCCGCACGUACCUGGGGUCAGCAACCUAUCGGGCAGCGUCUCCAUCGGCCCGGGGCAUCCUCUCGCCCCGCGCCCCUCGCUUGCUCUCGUCUGUAGGAGGGAUGUGCAGCAUAAUCAGGUAUUCUGGAGCAACACUGAAAAUAAGAUCCUCCAUAGUGGCAACACUGCAAUGCCCGGAACUAUUAACGUAAACUUAACAAAAAUUAGCGACCCCAUUUUUCAUAAAAUAGGACACCUGAGCUAG
This is a messenger RNA of Penaeus indicus, 873 nucleotides long. RefSeq lists its product as uncharacterized. The record is from RefSeq and is a predicted model, not a curated record. The coding region runs from base 1 to 873 and encodes 290 amino acids. NCBI's taxonomy places the organism in Eukaryota, Metazoa, Arthropoda, Malacostraca, Decapoda, Penaeidae. The transcript has 5 exons.